AGAAAAAACAAAAAAAAGUAAAACAAUUAAAUAAAGUAAUAUAUGAGCUAAUUUAAUUUUGAUUCAUAAACUUAAGGAAUAGAAUCUUAUUCAAAAGAUGUUUAAUAGGACUAAGAACUUUCUGACAUAAGCUUUUGCCCUAAAAAACUGGAGUAACGCUACCUAAAUUUAUACUCAAGUAAUCAUAGUUCUCAGAGCACUGCUUCAUAUUCUCUAAAUGAUCUACCUAUAUAAUAUUAUGAAAAUAAUGAGAGUGCUAGAUAAUAAUAGAUUUGUGGUGGUUUUUCAUCUUCAGAGAGUAAUCAGAACAGCUUGAGCGAAGGUUAAUAUUAAAAAAGUAUUUUAUCUUAGAGAAGUGAAAGCAUAGAGUGUGUAUCAAACUUGUAAAACAAUCAAUUAUAAGAACAAAAUUAAAAUUCGACUUUCAGAUGUUUCAAAGACAAUGAUCAAAAUAAAUAUUCUAAUUGCAAUGUAGAUAAUUGUAUAUGUCAACUAUUUUAUAUCUUAGAUGUAACUAAACCAAAUUCUUUUAUUUUUGGGGGAGAACAAAACAGCAUGGAAGAGUUUACAGACUAACAAAACUAAUAAAUCGGAAGUGAAAAUUAACAUCAAUAAAUUUAAAUAAACCCUACAUAAAUAUUUAAUUAACCUUUGAAAGAUAAUUAACCUUAAUACGAAAAAAGUUCUUUAAAUCAGAAUUAAAUGAUUUUUAAAGAAACUUAAGUCUAAUAACCAUCUUAACUAAAGAAAUGGAAGUGGAGUGCAGCUAAGUUAAGGGCUAAAGAAAAAAAUAAAUUUGCUUACACUGAUUCUAAUUCUUGUAAUGAAUGCAAAUUACGUUAUGCAAACCUUGGUGCAUUGAUUAACCAUGUAAAAAGAGAGCAUAAAGGUGAAGAAACUUCUAAAUUUCAAAUGAAACGAAACACAACUAAAGGUAGACCACCUAAACAAAAAAAUAACUUAAGUACACAUAAAAAUUGA
This is a messenger RNA of Tetrahymena thermophila SB210, 981 nucleotides long. RefSeq names its product zinc finger, C2H2 type family protein. The transcript has a single exon. Lineage: Eukaryota; Ciliophora; Oligohymenophorea; Hymenostomatida; Tetrahymenidae. The record is from RefSeq and is a predicted model, not a curated record.